AAUUACCGAUAUAAUAACUAGUUUAACUAAGAUAAAACAAAAAUUAAUGAAUAGUUAAAGCUCAGUUAGGAAAAACUGAAAAAUAUCCUUUUAAAAUACAAAAUUGUAAUGGUUGUAAUCAUGCCACUUUUUCCUUCCAUGAAGAAUGAACAAAAACUAAAGAAAGCAAAGUUACGUGAAAAACCAUGCAUAUAUCAAUUUGUUAGUAUCAGAUUCUUCGGUCAACAUCUUUACGAGAAUCAUGUCAAUCAUGUCAACUUUGGUAUCAAAUUCUAUGAGAAUCAUGUCAACUUUGGAAUCAAAUUCUAUGAGAAUUCAUGAUAAGAAUAAAGAAUCAAGAAUUAAAAUGAGAAAAGACCAAAAGGUGCAACCCGCUUCGACCCGACGGGUUCAUUUUGACACCUAUACUUACACGCACGGCUUCUCCACCCUCCACGUCCACGACAUUUGAGAAUCUCCUUUUUAAUUUCUUCUAAUUGAAAAAA
Messenger RNA from Linum tenue, 485 nucleotides. NCBI's taxonomy places the organism in Eukaryota, Viridiplantae, Streptophyta, Magnoliopsida, Malpighiales, Linaceae. The record is from the annotation of a GenBank genome assembly.